Messenger RNA from Trypanosoma conorhini, 2301 nucleotides. RefSeq lists its product as uncharacterized. Lineage: Eukaryota; Euglenozoa; Kinetoplastea; Trypanosomatida; Trypanosomatidae. The transcript has a single exon. Bases 1 to 2301 code for a protein of 766 amino acids. The record is from RefSeq and is a predicted model, not a curated record.
AUGUCGGGCCAGCAAAAAUAUACAGGCGUUGUUCCUUUGGACCUCAAGUCAGUUCCGGCGGCGAACGCCAGAAAUGACCUCGACGCGGAGUGCCGGGGUGCGAGGGGGCGGUUGCCAGCGGUGGCCACAAAUAAAUUUUUUGCCAUCGAAACGUCCUCGGAAGGAAGUGGUUCCAGUCACGUGGCCCUCGAAGGGCAUCAUGAGCGCUGCCUUGCAGGGGGAGGGGCCUGUCACAGUGACGAUGUGUCACUUUCUCUUUUAAAGGAGCUCGCUUUCACGUCGUCAUCUGAGUCGUCCGAGGGUGUUCCGGUUUCUCCUACACGCGCGGAUGAUGUGCCGUUAGAUAACAUGGAUGAUGCAGUGGAGCGGGAGAAGCGGGGACUACCGGUUUGCGAUCAAAAUCAUGGCCCUUUUUUAGAUUCUGGUCUCAAGGAAGAGGAGUCUCCUGAUAGGCAUUUGCCUCAGGCUCCUCUCGCUGUUCCGCUGGAGAGCACAUCCGUGGACUGUGGCGAAAAACGUAAGCUCGUAGAAGCCAGCGAGACUUUGUUUUUCCCGACACAGCAUGUUCCAGCUGGGGGCCCUAUGCAAUGUUCUCGGUGCCUGCCCCAGGGGCGCAAAGAUUGUUUGGUAGAACUUUAUUAUAGAGGGGUUACGACACGAAGGAGAUUAGAAGAAAAGUGGGCCACCAUACGCGCUGCCAGGGAAAAUGCGUUUAAGGCGUAUUCAUUUCAACCAAAAAUCACAAACAAGGCCAAGGCAAUUCCGCGCCGUGGGAAAAUCCCUGGGUGCUACGAGCAUGAUAAGCAUCUUCGUCAACGGCUUAUUCUCGAGGCAUGGAAGUCGGAAUCUGAUGGGCAGUGCCAGCCCACCCCCACGAUUUCCAAGGGAUCCGAGCGCAUAGUGCGUCGAGUGAGAGGCAAUAGCGCGCCCGUGAUUCCUGUGGAGGAGCGACUACACUUGGACUCGGAUCGACGCCGGUGUCGAAUGGAAGAAGAAGCAGUGAAGCAGCAGAUUUAUUGGGUUAAACGUACUCCAGGUGAUAUUAAGGCCCACAUUGAUCGUCUGUACAUGUGCGAGGUAAACCGUCAGUUUGCGCUGCAGAAGUUGCGGGAGGAGGUGGAUGCGGGUCGUCGUCAAGCACCACUGCAUGUGAGUGGCGCGGACGUCGUUAGGCGUCUUGCGAGGCCGUUGGAAAGGACACGGCGUGGGCGUUGCAUGGAUGAGGAAAAGCAGCCCUUUGCGCCUCAGCUUUUUUCCGGUACGGAUGAGUUACGUCGCCGCGCAAGAAGGAGGCGAGUCGACGCGUGGUACCUCUUUUUCACGCAGAGGCGUCACGAAGGUGCCUUUCCACCGAACGCGAUUGCUGAAAAAAUACGGGAGGCACUUGAGCAUGCAGAUUUGUCGGGAAAUUUUUCACGAGCUGCCUUUGGCUCCGCCCUCGAUGAGUAUGAAAAAAGGCAUGGGACGCAGUCGUGGCACUCAACGCCGCCGCCCGCUGCGCCCGCCUUGAACGAGGAAUUAACGUUUGCGCCAAAGGUCAACCCUCGCAGGAGCUCGCAGGAGUCUGCACAGGCGGCACACGAGCGGUUGUUUUCCGCGGUGAGAAAACAACAACUGACAAUACAAGCAGAGGAAGCGCGAGUGCGGCUGGAGGCUGCCUUGGAUGAGGAGAGACGAAAACAAAAACAGCAGCGACAGCAGCGACAGGCAAGGGCUUUGUCUAACAAGAAGAUGAAGUUGUUAGAAAGCCCGAGCAGUGCCGAAGAGGAAGGAAGACGUCCUCCACUCUCGUUACUGCCGAGUGAAACCCCACAGAGCAUUGCAGAUGAUGCCUGCGUGUGUGAGAGCUUCAUAGUGUCGCCUACAUCUGAUACCUCAGCUUCAUUAGAUUCUAUGCCUGUUCUAGUUGAGCUGCCAACGAUGUCUGCCUUUUCGCACGUCUUGGUUGCAGCACAGCAGUUGCAGAGUUUACUCGAUGCAGCCGAGGGUAGAGAAGAAAAAGAAGGCGUGUCGUCAGUUUCUCCUCGACAAGAGGCGGCGCCUUUUGCGGAGCAUACCAGGCCGGUUGUUAUUGCUGACACGCCUCAGGUGGCAAACACCAGGCCUGAGCCCUCAGUUUCGAGAGGGUGUGGGAGCCAACGCAGCGCAGUCAAGAAUAUGCGCGUGUCCACGGACCUCCUGCUGGAGUGUGCGCUAAGCCGCCUCACCUGGUCCGCGGACGUAGCCACGCGGCGGCGCGAGUGGAGCGAAGGUCGACGUCGUCUGCAGGGGGUGGGAAAAAUGCUUUAUCAGAAGAUGUAG